AUGGUUAGAGGCAAAUUUGACUCCACCAUAUCCGAUCGUAUGCAACUAGCUCUUGAUAUUACUCAAAAUUGUUAUGGCGCCAGCUAUGAUUUAGCAGCACGACGCAAGAAUGCAACGCGUGAAUCCACAGCCACAUUAAAAGCUUGGCUCAAUGAACAUAAGAAAAAUCCAUAUCCAACCAAAGGCGAGAAGAUCAUGCUGGCUAUAAUCACUAAAAUGACCUUAACUCAGGUUUCCACAUGGUUCGCUAAUGCACGCAGGCGUUUGAAAAAAGAAAACAAGAUGACAUGGGAACCAAAACAUCGCACUGAAGAUGAUGAUGAUGUACUCGCAUCGGAUGAGGAGAAGGAUCGCGAGGAUAAUGAGUCGGAAAAAAGGCAAAGUUUUGGCGCCAAUAUUGGCACAAAUAGCAGUGUAGCAGGUGCGGAGCUGGCAGCAAGUGCAACUCAUCCAACAUCUAAUGUGGGUGUUGUUAGUGGUAUUGUUGGUAGCCAUAAUACGGGCACAAGUGUGGGCGGCGUUCCUGGUGCACAGCCAAAAGAUGCUUAUCAACUACAUCCUCAUCAUCAUCAUCAACCAACGCAGUAUUCUCAUAGUUUUUACUAUAAUCCUAACACUAAUCACCAACAAUUUCAACAUUUGCAACAGCAACAACAACAACAUCAAUCAGCAAUAUCAGCUUUAAGACAACAUGUUGUGGACAGCACAAUGCUGUACCAUCAACACCAACAGCAACAACAUCAAUUGCAACAACAGGAACAACAUUUGCAAUCACAUCGCUUAAAUCCUCAAUAGAAAGAUUUUCUCUAAAAUUUGAU
Messenger RNA from Teleopsis dalmanni, 818 nucleotides. Its product is annotated as homeobox protein araucan-like. The transcript is spliced from 3 exons. The record is from RefSeq and is a predicted model, not a curated record. NCBI's taxonomy places the organism in Eukaryota, Metazoa, Arthropoda, Insecta, Diptera, Diopsidae. Gene Ontology annotation, cellular component: nucleus. Gene Ontology annotation, biological process: cell development; regulation of transcription by RNA polymerase II; neuron differentiation. The coding region runs from base 1 to 795 and encodes 264 amino acids. Gene Ontology annotation, molecular function: DNA-binding transcription factor activity, RNA polymerase II-specific; RNA polymerase II cis-regulatory region sequence-specific DNA binding.